AUGGCGUUAUUCCAAACAAUCAAGACCGUCUCCCUCACCUACGAGCAGCCAACUGGCCUGUUUAUCAACAAUGAGUUCGUUCCUGGGGUCGAGGGUACCACCUUCGAAACGGAGCGCGAUGUGGAUAUUGCAGUCAAGGCCGCCCGCACGGCUUUGAAUGGCGAAUGGAAGCACAUCACCCCUUCAAAGCGCGGUCAACUCCUUUCCCGCCUCGCAGAUCUUAUGGAACGUGAUACCGAGACGCUGGCCACCAUCGAAGCCCUUGACAACGGAAAGGGAGUCGGUAUGGCGCGUGGUGAUGUUGCCGCCUCCGCUGGCUGCAUCCGAUACUACGGUGGAUGGGCAGACAAGAUUUACGGGCAGACCAUCGAUACCGACUCAGAAAGUUUGACUUACACUCGCCAUGAGCCGGUGGGCGUGUGUGGUCAAAUUAUUCCCUGGAACUUCCCAUUGUUGAUGUGGGCCUGGAAGAUUGGACCUGCCAUCGCAACGGGAAACACUGUUGUACUCAAGUCUGCUGAGCAGACUCCCUUGUCGGCUUUGUACGCUGCCAAGCUUAUCAAGGAGGCUGGAUUCCCACCUGGUGUCAUCAACAUUAUCUCCGGAUUCGGCCGGGUCGCCGGUGCAGCCAUCGCUGCUCACAUGGAUGUCGACAAGAUUGCGUUCACGGGCUCUACUCUGGUCGGCCGCCAGAUCCUCCAGACUGCCGCAAAGAGCAACCUGAAGAAGGUCACCUUGGAGCUUGGUGGAAAGUCCCCCAACAUUGUUUUCCCUGACGCAGAUCUGGAUGAUGCCGUCAACUGGGUGAACUUUGGUAUCUACUUUAACCACGGUCAGUGCUGCUGCGCUGGAUCGCGUAUUCUUGUGCACGAAUCUGUCUACGAGCAGUUCAUCGAGAAGUUCAAACAGCGCGCGGAGCAGAACAAGGUCGGAGACCCAAUGAACGCGGAGACGUUCCAGGGCCCCCAGGUUUCACAGCUGCAAUUCGAUCGCAUUAUGGGAUACAUCGAUGCCGGCAAGAAAGCUGGCGCUCGAGUGGUCACUGGUGGUGCUCGGCACGGCUCGCAGGGAUACUACAUUCAGCCCACCAUCUUCUCUGAUGUGAACUCGGAUAUGAGCAUCGUCAAGGAGGAGAUUUUCGGACCUGUUUGCACUGUCCAGAAAUUCAGUACCGAGGAUGAAGCUAUUGAGCUGGCAAACAGCACCAGCUACGGCUUGGCUGCGGCUGUGCACUCGAAAAACAUCGACACUGCUCUCCGAGUGUCCAAUGCUGUCAAGGCUGGUACCGUUUGGGUAAACAACUACAACACUCUUCAUUACCAGAUGCCAUUCGGCGGAUUCAAGGAAUCUGGACUCGGUCGGGAGCUUGGUUCAUAUGCCCUUGACAACUACACUCAAGUGAAGACUGUUCGCGUUCGCAUCAAUGCUAAAUGA
Penicillium chermesinum is the source of this 1434-nucleotide messenger RNA. RefSeq names its product aldehyde dehydrogenase family protein. The record is from RefSeq and is a predicted model, not a curated record. Gene Ontology annotation, molecular function: aldehyde dehydrogenase (NAD+) activity. NCBI's taxonomy places the organism in Eukaryota, Fungi, Ascomycota, Eurotiomycetes, Eurotiales, Aspergillaceae. The transcript is spliced from 5 exons. The coding region runs from base 1 to 1434 and encodes 477 amino acids.